Molecule: messenger RNA, 1101 nt
Organism: Penaeus monodon (black tiger shrimp)
Lineage: Eukaryota; Metazoa; Arthropoda; Malacostraca; Decapoda; Penaeidae
Product: D-beta-hydroxybutyrate dehydrogenase, mitochondrial-like
Source: RefSeq, a predicted model, not a curated record
ACUGAAUAAUGAAUGUUCGUCUGCAGGCACCCGACGAUGUGCGGAGGGGAGGAUGAUCACCUCAUGCUUCCUCUGCAGGAGCCCUUCAAACCCCCCACAGUGAGGCUGGACUCGAGCAGUGCCAGGGUGUACUCCGUCCCCAAGGAGGAGCUGAACAAGAUUACCGAGGAAGUUCCUCCACUUUUCCAGGCAAUUCAGAGUCACGUCGACGGCUUGGUAGAGUUGCUGGACUUACUGCGACAGAAUCCUGAGUCUGUGCAUCUCCGGCAUGACCAAGACACGCCCCUCCACGCCGCCUGCCACGCCCACAACCUCCCCGCUCUUACGGAAUUGCUUGUUAGAGGAGCGCAGGUCGUCCUGCAGAUGGACGUGACCCAACAGGAACAGAUCGACAGCGGUCUCCGCAGCGUCAAGAACCUCCUGCCGCCUGGAGAAGUCCUUUGGGGUCUGGUGAACAACGCCGGGAUCAACCCGUACGGCGCGGUGGAGUGGACCUCGAUGGACGUCUUCAAGAACACGUGCGAAGUCAACCUAUUCGGGACCAUCGCUGUAACGAAGGCCUUUUUGCCUCUUAUCAGAAGUGCCAAAGGUCGCGUCGUGAACGUGGGCAGCGUGCGCGGCAGGAUGGCCUCGCCGCUCGGAGCCGCCUACGAUCCCAAAUCCGGCGUCGAUGCCUUCAUUUUAUGUACCCUGAGGCAUGAAAUGAGAAGAUUCGGCGUUGACGUGUCCUUACUCGAACCAGGAAACUUUACUGCGGGCACCAGCAUCUUCACGGAGGAAAGCAAUCUUCGCUAUUCCCAGAAGAUGUGGCAGGCGAUGGAUGACGGCGUGAAGGCGGAUUAUGGAAAGGACACUUUCGACGAAGCUCUGAAGCGCCAGUUGCAGGUCUCGAAGUCUGGGGACAGGGACGUGACCGAGGUUUCGGAGGCGAUCGCCGAGGCGCUGACUGCAGCUGUUUCCGCAGGCCGCCUACCACCGAUCAGCUCUUCUAUUCGAGUCAUGGUGUUCGUGAGCCAGCACUUCCCGGAGUGGGUCUACGACUACUUGUACAUCGAGUACUUGAUGAAGUAAUAUUUUCUCAAUAAACAAUACGAUGGCUAA